AUUGAGAGAGCAUAGAUUAUAAACUCAUCUAACAAUACAUAGAGGCAGGAAGCUCAAUUGUCAGUACCCAGGCUAGACCCUUGAGUGCUGAUCAGGCGGAUGAAGUUAAUCAAGAACAUCAUAUCAUGGUGAAAAUAGCCGAGCCAUGGUGAAAAUAAGCGACGGAAAGGGGUAAUGAACCACUAACUACUUAACUAGUGAUCAUACUUAUUAAAGAAUGUAGCGACUGGGGUGUCCAUACAGCAAAAACACAAUCUCAACUCCCCUCGCCAUGUCUCUCUAUCGCAUCGCCCUCACGGCGGGCUUCUUGCUUGGCCAGGCGGCGGCCAACGUUCCCAUUGCCAGCUCAUCCGCCGCAUCUCAGCCCUCGUUUGCCUGCUGGACAGACCUGGGCACGGAGUCCGUGGCGUCUAUCCCAACAUCCACCGCCACCAAGACCAUCCACGAUGCAAACCCCGUUAUCGUGUACACGACGACGCAGGACACCGUCACGGUGACGCCUGCUGCGUCGACAGUGACUCUCACAGACUACGCGACCACCACGGUCACCGACAUCGCGGGCACCCUCACGGACACCUUUUCGACGACCUCGACAGAAUACGACACGGCUACGGUGACAGUCACUGCGGACCCGAUUACCGCCACCCUCUCGAUAACCGUGUCUGUUACUGCGACCAGCACCUCCACCAUCGGCACCUCAUCUGGCUUCAUCCCGAUUGCCGACUCGCUGACCGGCACCACGGUGUAUAAACGCGACGUGAGUGAGACCAGCUGCCCCCUCGGACAUGACGACUACCAGUACGCCACCUCUGUCGAGUGUGUGACCAUCACCGCGAUCAAGACCACCACCACCGAGACGGUCACAGCCGCCGCCUCGACGGUGACAGCGGCCAGCGAAACCAGCACAGUCUCCACCACCAGCACCAUCACGAGCAGCACGACCAUGGUCGCCGAGGAGGUCUCUACCACCCUCAGCUACAGCACCACCUCGACUAUCACUGAGACCAGCACCGCGCCGGCAGUGACCAGCACCGUGACAGCCACCACCACUGUGACGGCGGCGGUGUCAACCACCAGUGUCUAUGGUGCCUGCGCGACGGACAAUCUGGCAGGCGCCCCGCUCUCUUCGUUGUUUGGCUCGCUCGCCGGCGAAUACAUUCAAAACAUUUAUGCCACUACCUUCGCCGAGACCCUCUCAAGCUCUAGCUCUGCCUCAGCGUACGACUGCUGUGUGUCCUGCCAGGAGAACUCUGCUUGUAUGUAUUCUGCUUGGUACGAUUCGUACUGCUAUAUAGUCACGUCAAGUGUGUGCUCGGUAUCGACUUACUAUGGCACGGCGGAUCUUGUAUCAUCAUCAGCGACCUGGGGGUACGUCGUGUCGAACGGCAACUGCGCGCGUGUUGUAAGCUGAUUUAUAAUUACCAUGGUGCUUCAUGUGCGUUCUGUUCAAAAUAAAAAGGUAUAGUCACGCUGAACGAUGACUGAUGGCUAAGAGAUUACCCUCGACAUAUCAUCAAGCAUGAUGACCAUUCCUGCUCUAACCAGUACUGCAUGACUUGUAUAAUAGAGUAUAAGAUGACUGGGUAUCAUAUAAUAGGCAUCUAACAUAUAAUCAAAUAAUACCCC
This is a messenger RNA of Penicilliopsis zonata CBS 506.65, 1626 nucleotides long. RefSeq lists its product as hypothetical. Bases 272 to 1411 code for a protein of 379 amino acids. The transcript has a single exon. The record is from RefSeq and is a predicted model, not a curated record. NCBI's taxonomy places the organism in Eukaryota, Fungi, Ascomycota, Eurotiomycetes, Eurotiales, Aspergillaceae.